Molecule: messenger RNA, 3435 nt
Organism: Micropterus dolomieu (smallmouth bass)
Lineage: Eukaryota; Metazoa; Chordata; Actinopteri; Centrarchiformes; Centrarchidae
Gene: txndc5
Product: thioredoxin domain containing 5
Exons: 10
Coding region: 233-1471 (412 amino acids)
Biological process (GO): protein folding
Cellular component (GO): endoplasmic reticulum
Molecular function (GO): protein disulfide isomerase activity
Source: RefSeq, a predicted model, not a curated record
ACUUGUUUGAACCUGUCCGGUUGGACAGGGUUGCAAAGCGCUUGCGGGCUGCCACAGAUCUACACAACAUCCAGUUUGCAUGUUUAGCUAGAGUAGCAGGAGUCCUCAUAUGCAUGUGUACCAUCCACAGUCCACAUUCCUUUAAACCGAGACAGCCGGAGGGGCGUGCACGUUCAGAGUCGGUCUUUUCACACCAGCAGGGACACUGUUCACCCACCGACAGAGAUUCAUCAUGGGCUCUGCACUGAAUUGCACACCCUUUAUGUUGGGUUUUAUUUAUUUUUCAUUACUGUUUGCUUGUGCGUUUUGCGAUGCUGAUGCAGAAGAAGAUGAGCACGCCAAGCACACGUACACGGUGGAAAUGUUCAACGAGGCGGUCCCCACUGCACCCCACUUUGUCAUGUUUUACGCCCCAUGGUGCGGCCAUUGCCAGAGGCUACAGCCGGUAUGGAAUGAGCUGGCUGACAAAUACAACAGCAUGGACAACCCCCCGGCGUAUGUAGUUAAAGUAGACUGCGUCCCGGACACAAGGUUCUGCUCCAAUGACCACGGGGUUAGGGGCUACCCCACGAUAAAGUUGUAUAGGCCAGAUCAGGAGGCAAUUAAGUACCAGGGGCCCAGAGAUCUACAGUCUCUGGAGACCUGGAUGCUGAAGACACUCCAGGAGGAGCCUUCGGAACCAGAGAGUGAACAGGAGCCUCCUAAAGCCCCAGAGCCCAAACAGGGCAUGUAUGAGCUCACUGCUCUCAACUUUAAGGACCACAUAGCCAAAGGCGCCCAUUUUGUUAAGUUCUUUGCCCCGUGGUGCGGCCACUGCAAAGCCAUGGCCCCGACCUGGGAGCAGCUGGCCACCACAUUUGAGCACUCUGAUGACGUCAAGAUAGGAAAGGUGGACUGUACACAGCACUACGAGGUGUGCUCUGAGAACGGUGUACGGGGAUACCCCACACUGUUGUUCUUCUACAACGGACAGAAGACAGAACAGUACAAAGGAAAACGAGACCUGGACUCUUUCAAAGACUUUGUGGACAACCAGCUAAAGGCAGUCGUCGGUCAGGAGCAAGAACAGGAACCACAUGAGGAACAAAAGGGAACUGAGAUCCCUGCUGCUGAGCCAGCCGAAGAGGAAGUAAAGUCCAGCGUGUUGACCCUGACAGAGGACAACUUUGACGAGACCGUGGCCAAGGGCCUCACCUUCAUCAAAUUCUACGCUCCAUGGUGUGGCCACUGCAAGAACCUCGCUCCAACAUGGGAGGAUCUUUCCAAGAAGGAGUUUUCUGGCCUCACUGACGUCAAGAUAGCCAAAGUGGACUGCACUAUUGAACGCACACUCUGCAACAAGUACUCUGUUCGAGGUUACCCCACUUUGAUCAUGUUCAGGGCGGGGGAGCAGGGUGACGAGCAUCAUGGCGGGCGGGACCUGGACAGCUUGCACAGCUUCGUGAUGAGGCAGGCGAGGGACGAGCUGUAGAAACAGUCACGUCAGUGCUCAGUUUUCCACCACUCUGCUCGCCCACACUGCAUAACUGGCCAGUAGGACACCGCUCUCUCUCUCUCUCUCUCUCUCUCCUACAGUAGCCAAACCUCUCUCUAUCUCUUAUCUCUCUCCACUCGGGUUCUCUUCAGAAAGGAGUCAGCCAACGACAGACUGAUGCAGUCUGUUCUUUCUCCGGUGUUCACGGACACAAUGUUUCAGUAGAGUGUUUGGGAUGUGAAUGUAUUUCUCAUUGCUGUUGCCCAACCUUCACUCUCCUAAUAUGGAGACUACUAUCGUAUUGGUUGGAUCUACAAAUGAAAUGAUGUCUGACAACUUCUUUGCAAGCACUGCUCAAUCAAUCAAAACCAGGAUUCCUGGCACAAUUUAAAAACGGUUGUUUAUUAAAAGGGUCGCACUAAAGGACAGAUGUUUCUGUUUUUGUUUCUGAAAAACUUCUGUAGCCAUUUGACUUUCUUUUUUUAAAAGCAAAAUUUUAUACAUGGGAUCUGUUGUGAAAUUAUAGCCAUUAAUGUUACCGUACUGUCAUUCAGAGGUUUGUGAAGGUUGUUGUCACCCAAAUGUGAAGUUGAGUGUUAAGCUGAGGGUACUUCCUAUCCAUGCCGGUGAUGGCCUAUCUGACUUAACUCUCAGGGAAACGCCCACGCAGACUAGAAGAAGUUGUGACGGAGGCGUCGUCGUUAUCACAGGAGUCUUAUAAAGGCACGUGGAUAGCCCCCAUUUUGUGACUCCUGUGAUCUCAAUCAACCAUCCCUCUCCACUCCUGCUAGCAUUCAGAGCCUGAGGCCUAGACCAUGUUGCCCCAUAUCUCCAUUACUGAAUAUCUUUAGAGUUACUACUGCUUCAGUUUAUUCUGAAACACUUGGGUGGGAAAUCUCUUCUCCAUUUUAUCCUCAGCUAUAGUAAAAAAUAAAGUGAAUGUAAAGCGUUUGUGCUACAAGUCUCAGGCCAGGCCCACGUUCAAAGGAUUUAGGAACCGGUACGUGGAGCUGGAGCUGUCACUUGGAGCCGGCAUUGAGGGUAAAAGAGAAUCUUUUUAGGAUCUUUUGAAGUUGAUCUCUACUUUGGUUGUGGCACUGAACGGUCAUUCACAGCUCUCUUUUCAUCAGAGCUUUUACGAGCUUUACCUCUGUGGUUGGGACCUCUUUGAAAUAAAACUUGGUUGGAACUGAAACAAACAUUCACCGCAUCACCUUUCUGACAAUGAUUGUGAUCUUACCUUUUUAGUGAGAAGCAGCUGCAUCUUGGCUCUAUAUAAUUAGCUUUUCCUGGUUUCAAGUAAUAUUUCUAGAUGUAAUUUUCUGACAGUGGAAAUCCGUGCUGCGAAGCCUACAUCUUUAGGCUAAAGUCGAAGGGGAUAGUCUGAGCUACUUCGAGAGUGGGGUGAUCUGGUUGUGACGUACAGCUACACCAGCCAGUAAAAUGCAGAAUGGUUUUAAUUUCUCACUCUGACCAUAACCACUAAUGAGAGGAAUUAUUCAAACUGAAAACUUCUUUAGUCACUGUAUACCCCACACAUCCAACAGUCAGAGGCCAAGAAAAUACAGAACAGACCCGGUUUUAAUAGCAUUUGCAGUUUUGCCAAUACAAGUUGGUCUUUUCAGCGCAUUUUCCUGUAACUGACUGACUUCAUCCACCUGUUGGGCCAUGCCCAUUACACUGCAAAUGCUCUUUGACCCAGGUUAUGUGAAAGGUAUGUGCUGCAUGAUGCAGGGCACCAUGCAUAGUCUAACCCAGGUACACAAACAGUCAGACAGCAGUUUUUAUGUCAGUAAAAGUUUUUAUGGAUAGCACAUGGUCUAAGGAACUCCAGUGACAGAAGUAUUUUUUUCCUUGUGAGUCAUGGGUUGUGCACUACCCAUGGAUUUUUGUACAAAAAGAGUGAAUAAUGGCAAGUUAUUGUAACAUGAGGUUUCAUAAUAAAAAAAUUUCAAAAAUAA